AUGCCUACACAUAUUGUCAAAGAAUCUAAAGUUGAUGUCCUUAUUAUAGGAGCCGGCCCUGCAGGCCAUAUGGCAGCUACCUGGUUUGCUCGCACUGGCGUUAAUGCUCGUAUCAUUGACAAGCGAAGUGCCAGUCAGUUUGUCGGUCAAGCUGAUGGACUUCAGAGUCGUACUUUAGAAAUUUUCCAAUCAUUUGGAUUUGCUGAUCGUGCAAUUAAAGAGUCUAACCACAUGUUGGAGAUUUGUUUCUGGCAGCCAGGUGAAGACGCUAGUAAAGGUAUCGAGAGAUCUGGUAGAAUUCCAGACUCCACUAUUGGUCUCUCUAGAUUUCAACAAGCUGUUAUCCACCAAGGAAGAGUUGAAGGUUGGAUGAGAGAUUCUUGGAGAAAAUGGUCUGAUAAUUCAUUAGUUCUUGAACGGCCUGUUCAGGCCACUGAACUGGUAAUUGACACGUCAAUUCCUGCGUCUGAUAUCGAAUCAUAUCCUGUAACUGUCACUGUUGAGCAUUUGAAAGAUGAACAAGCUGUGGCCGAGCAAUUUGGUAGUAAGGUUUCUAAUGGUCUUUUCAGACAGUUUGGCGGUGACGGUGAUAAGAACGCAAAAGGAGAAACUGAAAUUAUUCAUGCCAAGUAUGUUGUGGGUACCGAUGGUGCGCAUUCCUGGGUCCGUAGGAACUUGGGCAUUUCAAUGGUUGGAGAAUCGACCGACUACAUUUGGGGUGUUCUUGAUGGAAUUCCAGUUACUGAUUUCCCCGAUAUUCGAUGCCGUUGCGCUAUACAUUCCGCGGAGCAUGGGUCGAUAAUGGUGAUUCCAAGAGAGCACAAUAUGAUCCGGUUAUACAUUCAGCUUCAAAAGACCCCUCAGGCAAGUGAUAGCUCCAGUGGUCGCAUUGACAGAUCAAAGAUUACUCCUGAAUUGAUUUUGGAGAAUGCCAAUAAGAUUCUUUUCCCUUAUACUAUUGAUAUGGUCGAUAUCAAAUGGUUUACAGCUUACCAAAUUGGUCAAAGAGUUGCUACAGAGUUCCAAAAGAAUGGAAGAGUGUUCCUAGCUGGAGACGCUACCCAUACACACUCUCCCAAAGCUGGUCAAGGCAUGAAUAUUUCCAUGGCAGACACUUAUAACUUAGCAUGGAAAAUUGCUCAUAUUGUCAAGGGAGUUGCAGAUCCUGCUAUUCUUGAUACUUAUGAAUCGGAGAGAAAGACAAUUGCUCAAAACCUGAUCGAUUUUGAUGCCAAACUCUCGAAGUUAUUUUCUGGCCGUCCUGCUGUCCCAGGCAUUGAGACUCCAGGCGUGGAUCUUGCUGAGUUUCACAAAGUCUUUGAGAAGGGUAACGAAUUUGCUUCAGGAACUACUGUUGAUUAUGACGGGUCUAUCUUGAUUGAUAAAGCCACCAAUGAACUGACUGAAACAAAACGUAGGUAUGACGAAGAUAACAUUACAACCAAUCCUCUUGCUACGAAUUGCCCAAUCGGCCGUCGUUUGGAUACUGCACAAGUCGUGGUUCAAUCAGACUCUAAACCUGUUGAACUGGCUGAUGUCUGUCUUUCGGAUGGACGCUGGAGAGUUUUAUACUUCGCCGGUGACAUCAAGUCAAAUGCAAGUCUUAAAAAUUUUAUGGUCAAAUUUGGAGAAUAUCUGGAAGCAAGCGAUAACUUUGUUAAGAAAUAUACCCCUGCUACAGCAAGUCUUUACUCGGUUAUUGAUAUUCUUCUAGUACAUGCAUCUUCACGAACUGCCUGUGAGUGGAACGAUUUCCCUUCUGCCUUUAGACCUAGGGACCAUAAGGGCCGUAUGGAUUAUCUUAAGAUCUACGCUGAUGAUACUUCUUAUCAUCAAGGACAUGGCCACGCUUAUAAGAAAUACGGCAUCGACACUUCCUUCGGAGCAUUGCUAGUUGUUAGGCCCGAUGGUUAUUUAGCCAAAGUGGAGCCCUUGAAUCAAGAUGGUAUUAACAGUAUUGAAGAGUUUUUUGCUAAAUUUAUGAUUCCUCAAAAGGUCUCAUUAUCAAACCACGAGCCAAUCAUUCUCGAAAGAGAAGAGAAAGAGUGGUAUGGAUCCGAGUCUUAUGCGCGAAGAAUAUUUUUGGAGUAA
Messenger RNA from Sugiyamaella lignohabitans, 2091 nucleotides. RefSeq lists its product as uncharacterized. Gene Ontology annotation, molecular function: FAD binding. Lineage: Eukaryota; Fungi; Ascomycota; Dipodascomycetes; Dipodascales; Trichomonascaceae. The transcript has a single exon. Bases 1 to 2091 code for a protein of 696 amino acids. The record is from RefSeq and is a predicted model, not a curated record.